AUGGGAUUGAGGUCAAACAUUAUGGCAUUACUGUUACAUUUGUUGUUAAUGUUGGCUUCAACUGCAAAAUGUCAAUCCAUUUUUGAUAUCACUACAUAUGGUGCCAAACCUAAUACUGAUAUUACUCAGGUUUUGGCAAAUGCAUGGAAGGAUGCAUGUGCAUCAACCAAUCCUAGUCAAUUGUUGAUUCCAACAGGAGUUUACCAACUAAACCAAUCCCUUCUCAUUGGUCCUUGCAACAGUACUAUUGAGGUUCGGAUGGAAGGAACAUUGCAAGCUCAUCCCGAUCCAAUAGGGAUUGGGUUGGUUCUUUUUCGACAUAUUGAUCAAUUGACAAUAUCAGGCACAGGUGCUUUUGAUGGUCAAGGAGAAAAAGGUUGGGAAAAGAAUGAUUGUCACUUGAAGAAAGCGUGCACUAGACUUCCGAUGAAUGUGAGGUUCAAUUUCAUAACCAAUUCAAUAGUGAAGGACAUAACUUCCUUGGAUAGUAAGAAUUUUCAUAUCAAUCUCUUAAGUUGCAAGAAUGUUACUUUUCAAAAUGUGACAAUUAUUGCACCAGAGAAAAGUCCCAACACUGAUGGAAUUCAUGUGAGUAAUUCAGAAGAGAUUAACAUUCUCAAUACAAAAAUCUCGACUGGAGAUGACUGUGUGUCUGUUGGAGAUGGCAACAAGCAAAUAACUAUUACCAAUGUAACUUGCGGACCAGGACAUGGCAUUAGUAUAGGAAGUUUAGGCAAGUACACUACGGAAAAAGAGGUGGCAGGAGUUACGGUGAAAUCAUGUAACUUAAUCAAUACUUCGAAUGGUGUUAGAAUCAAGUCGUGGCCAGAUUCUGCAGUUGCAUACACAGCCUCUGACUUGCAUUUUGAAGAUAUUGAAAUGGUUAAUGUUAGCAAUCCUAUCAUUAUUGAUCAAGAAUAUUGUCCAUCUAAUCAAUGCAACAAAAAGAUUCCAUCAAAAAUUAAGAUCCGUAACGUUAGUUUCAAGAAUAUCAGAGGUACUUCAGCUACUUUCGUCGCUAUUAAAUUUAUUUGUAGCAAAGAUUUACCGUGUGACGAUGUGGAAGUUGCUGAUAUUAACCUAUCUUACACCGGAACUCAAGGACGAAUUACGUCUCAGUGUAGAAAUGUGAUUCCCAUCAUUACUGGAAAGCAAAAUCCUCGUGCGUGUAUCGAAGUUGCUCCUAUUAAUUCUCCAUCCACGGACUGA
This is a messenger RNA of Cucumis melo (muskmelon), 1209 nucleotides long. Its product is annotated as exopolygalacturonase-like. The transcript has 4 exons. NCBI's taxonomy places the organism in Eukaryota, Viridiplantae, Streptophyta, Magnoliopsida, Cucurbitales, Cucurbitaceae. Gene Ontology annotation, biological process: carbohydrate metabolic process. Bases 1 to 1209 code for a protein of 402 amino acids. The record is from RefSeq and is a predicted model, not a curated record. Gene Ontology annotation, molecular function: polygalacturonase activity.